Molecule: messenger RNA, 2230 nt
Organism: Aspergillus homomorphus CBS 101889
Lineage: Eukaryota; Fungi; Ascomycota; Eurotiomycetes; Eurotiales; Aspergillaceae
Product: fungal specific transcription factor domain-containing protein
Exons: 3
Coding region: 125-2230 (701 amino acids)
Biological process (GO): regulation of transcription by RNA polymerase II; DNA-templated transcription
Cellular component (GO): nucleus
Molecular function (GO): RNA polymerase II cis-regulatory region sequence-specific DNA binding; DNA-binding transcription activator activity, RNA polymerase II-specific; zinc ion binding
Source: RefSeq, a predicted model, not a curated record
CCUCUUUCUUCUCAUGCUUUAUAGAUUUAGAUUUUUGUUUCUGUGAUGCGAUCGUCAAUCCCCCUGUAAUCACUGUUCACGGUUCAAACGAUCUUGCUCAUAUGUGUCUACCACCCACCGCUCGAUGGAGCAGCAUGGCUACUGCUUGGACCUGGCCUCGCGGCCUGAGACAUCGCCCAGUCAGGCUGUCUCGACUCGAACACUGCCAUCAAACCAGCAAGAUGAUAUGUCUCCACCAGACGCGCUUGUCCAAGGAUUGAAUGAUCGCAUUCAGGAGUUAGAGCAGAAGCUCAGCAAUAUCCUCAGCGUGCAACCGUCCACCGACCCCGGCUUGUCCGCGAAAACAGGGCCAGAUCACCCAUCCAUCAAUGGCACAUUCGCGAAAACCAGGUUCUUUGGCCAAAGCCAUCGGUCGAUAUGUCUGAAGCAGUUCCGUGAAUUCAUGAUGUUGUUCUUUCGCUGGGAGACGGACGAGCACUCCGAUGUCCACAAUAUCAUGGGCCGAUGUAAGCGACUGGCCCGCAUCGCCAAAGCCCAGAUCAUCCUUCGGGGGCCCGUCUGCUCCGACCCUCGCGACUACGUGCCCCCCAGGAUAGUGUCUGACCAGCUUGUCGAAGCCUAUCUCCGCACGAUGGAAUCCGUGUAUCGAGUGAUGCACGUACCCUCCUUCCGACGCGCCUACGAGCAGUACUGGGUGAACCCGGCAGCGUCGAACCCAGCAUUCGUCAUGAACCUGCUCUUGAUCCUCGCCAUCGGAAGUGUCUUCUGUUCAGAUGGCACACCCCACGGAUCCCUAAUCCCGAGACUGUCAGUCUCACAAUGGAUCUAUACCGCACAAUCCUGGCUUAGCUCGCCGUUCGAAAAAGCGCGGCUGGACAUCGCAGGACUGCAGCUGCAAUGCCUCCUCCUGAUCGCACGACAGGUCACGGCGGUCGGCAGCGAGCUCGUCUGGGUUGCGGCGGGUUCCCUGCUGCGCACAGCGAUGCACAUGGGCGUGCACAUCGACCCGCGGCACAUGGCGCAGAUCUCGCCCUUCGACGCCGAGAUCCGCCGAAGACUAUGGGCGACCAUCCUCGAGAUCAACCUCCAAACCAGCAUGGACGCCGGCGGAACUCCUCUGAUCCAUGCGGAUGAUUACGACUGCGCGCUACCAAUGAACCUCAACGACGACGAGCUCGAACAGAUCCCGUUCCCCUCUGCGCGGCCCCCCACCGAAACAACACAAAGCACCCUGCAGAUCGCGCUCGGACGUUCACACACAGCCCGGAUAAAGGUCGCGCACUUCACAAACAGUUUCCGCAGCGCGAUGUCCUACGACGAGGCACUAGCCCUCAGCGCCGAGCUGGCUGAAACCUACCACGCGAACGCUGCUAUCAACCACCCCACGCCCGCACCAAGCACCAACACCACGCGCAUCACCCCCUUCCACCACAAACUCUACAGCCUAAUGACCCAGCGCUUCCUCAUGUCCCUGCACAUGCCCUUCGCGCUGCGAGCACCAACCAACCCGAAAUACUACUACUCGCGCCAAGUGAACUUCAAGACCGCGCUGCGCAUCCUCACGGCGCUGGAAUCCUGCCUCCCGUCGCCAUCACAACCGUCCAAUCCGACCCAGACCCAAGCCCCAGACCCAGACUCCCACCGCCUCCGACUCAUCGGCGCCGCCUCCUUCCGCGACGUGCCCGCCAUAGCAAUAAGCAACAUCUUCUUCGAGCUAGACCUCCAGCUCGACGACGACCGCCACACCGACAUCCUCUCCACGACGCUGCACCACCAGGAUGUAGCAGUCGAGCCAUUCCGCUACGCCACCCUCCGCGCCUCGCUGGAGAGGUAUAUCGGCCUGGCGGCGGACCGGAUCCGGGCUGGUGAAACGAAUGUCAAGGGGUAUGUGAUGUGUGCGUCCUUUAUGGCGCAUCUGGACGCGAAGCAUCGGGGUGUCCCGGAGGAGGCGGUUAUUUAUGAGGCGCUGCGGGUGACGUUGACGAAUGCGGCGGAGAUUUUGCAGGGGUUGGUGGAUGGGUUGAAGGGGGAGGAUGAUUCGGUGAUUGAGAGGGGCUCUGCGGUGGGCCUUGGGGGCUUGGUGGAUGGGGAUGGGGCUGGGUUGGUGAGUCCUGAUGCUCAGGAGGGUUGGUUGUUUGGGGAGGAGAUGGAACCUUGGGUGAAUUUGGGGAUGGAUGUCGAUAUGGAUGCUUGGCUUGCGGCGCAGGGAAUUUUGGGGGGUGGCGCUUGA